This is a messenger RNA of Paraphaeosphaeria sporulosa, 1216 nucleotides long. Its product is annotated as PLP-dependent transferase. Bases 214 to 996 code for a protein of 260 amino acids. The transcript is spliced from 3 exons. NCBI's taxonomy places the organism in Eukaryota, Fungi, Ascomycota, Dothideomycetes, Pleosporales, Didymosphaeriaceae. Gene Ontology annotation, biological process: amino acid metabolic process; biosynthetic process. Gene Ontology annotation, molecular function: pyridoxal phosphate binding; transaminase activity. The record is from RefSeq and is a predicted model, not a curated record.
CGCUACGAUCCUGAUACAAAUCCUGGAGGCGUUAUAACACAUGCUACAAGCGCGGAGAACGAUCUUGUGCAGGAGAAAUUCACCGAACACCUCAAAGUAAAAGUCCAAGUUCCUGAGCAGGCUUUGGACUGCAGCUACAGCACUGUUGGUGGCAAAGAGCUCCCGGCGGCGCUGGGGGCGCACUUGAACGAGUAUUAGAAGUCACGGAAGUUGAUGAGUGGAGAGCAGAUCAAGAUCACUGGGACAGCGACAGCGCUGCACGAGGCUUUCGGAUCUAGUAUUGCGGAUCCAGGACAAGGAAUCAUGACCAGCAGACCUUACUAUGGCCGCUUUGAGCUGGACUUUGGGCUCAAGGCUGGGCUGAAGAUGGUGGCUGCGGAUACACCAUUAGGAACUUGUUUGCAGCCCGAUGUCGUCGACGCAUUCGAACAGACGUCGCAGAAGGCGAAGGCUGGGAGUAUAGAGAUCAGGGCUGUGCUUAUCAUCAAUCCUCAGAAUCGCCUACGUCGAUGCUGCCCCGAAGACACUCUCAUCGCAUUCAUGUGCUUCCACCAGAAGCACCAUAUCCAUCUCAGCAGCGACGACAUCUAUGCUUUUUCGGGGUUCGACCCCACUGAGCGCGGUACUCAUCCCUUCACCUCCGUGCUCUGGUUUGAACCACAAAUAGACGAAAGCCUGCUGCACGUCACCUAUGGUAUGGUCAAAAACUACGCCGUUCCGGGCUUGCGCAUAGGAGCCCUUAUUACGCAUAGCAAACCGCUGCUCAAAGCGGUGAAAUCUGUGACCCGGUUUCGUAAUCCCUCGGGACCCUCGGUCGCGAUCGCGUCUGCUACGUUGUACGAUCGUACAUGGAUGCGUUCAUUUAUAACACUGAGCCGGGAGCGCGUAGGCGAGGCGUACACGUACUUCAGUGAGCGUCUUUCGCCGAUGGGUGUGACGUAUCUAUCCCGAGUCAAUGCAGGCUUCUUAUGUUUAUCAAUCUCGCAGUCUGGCUAAUAGAGGAUGUAGGGCAGGGCAAGGAGGAACGGGAGCAAGAGUUGGCUCACAGCGCAUUCGACAGAGGAGUCUUCCAACAGCCAGGUGAAGGGCAUGCGUUAGAGCCAGGCUGGUUCAGGUUGGUCUAUAUGCUGGAGAGGAGGGUGAUGGAUAAGCGAUUGCGAAGGCGAGUGUGGAGAGAAUGUUGUGAGACUCUGUGAGCUAACAUCGAAUAGGCUUG